Molecule: messenger RNA, 2461 nt
Organism: Hippocampus comes (tiger tail seahorse)
Lineage: Eukaryota; Metazoa; Chordata; Actinopteri; Syngnathiformes; Syngnathidae
Gene: sack1c
Product: family with sequence similarity 83 member C
Exons: 5
Coding region: 266-2308 (680 amino acids)
Biological process (GO): signal transduction
Molecular function (GO): protein kinase binding
Source: RefSeq, a predicted model, not a curated record
CGCUCUAUUGGGUAGCUUUUAAGUCGCUCGGAGAAGCGUUUGCCGCCAGCGGAAGUGACGUUGUGGAAGAGGCGGCGCUCUGGAGUCUGAGUGACAGCCAAGGUAUCAACAGGUGAUCCGGAACCUGCCGAGCCACACAGCAAGCGAUUGAGGAGUCGCGUCACUUUACUUAUUUUCUUACGCUCUUCUUCCUCGUCGACGUCGUCGCCUAUUCUCGGCUCCAACUUGGGGAGAAGUCGGAUGAAAGUUUGCCCGGCGGCCAGCCAUGAGUUCGUCGGAGAGUCUCCGUCCGGCCCCCGGAGGUCGCAAGCCGCUCGGCAAAUUGGCGGCCCGCCUGGAGGAGCUCAAGAGUCCGUGGCGGCAGGUGUCAUCGCUGGAACUCAGCCACAGCGAGGCCGCUCGCCUGGCCACCGACGCGCUGCUCGAGCACGGCGAGCCCGAGUACCGCCGUGUCCUUACCGAGGAGCGGGAGCUCAGCUUCUUGUCCCAAGCCGAGAUCCAGUACAUCACACUCCACCGGGACCCGGGGAGCGACGGCGCGGCGGCCGGGAGCGGGACUGGGACUGGGCCCGGGAGCGAGAGGGGAACCGGCCCGUCGGCGGCGGCGGAGGACCAUCCCGAGGCAGGUGAAAGCGACAGCGUCGAUGACGUCGCGUCGGAGCUCACCUCCGGGACUUACUUUCCGACGAUGACCGACGACGAGCCGCCGAUCCUGGAGCUCGGGUGGCCGGACGCCCCGAUCAGGUACGGGCCCUCGGAGACGCAGAUCUACUUCCAGAGGGACAAGACCGUCAACGUCAAAGACAGAAUACGCUCGCUCAUCAACAAGGCCAAGAAGGUGAUCGCAGUCGUCAUGGAUGAGUUCAGUGAUGUGGAUUUGCUGUGUGACCUAAUGGAAGCGUCCAGCAAGCGCAAAGUUCCCGUCUACAUUUUGCUGGACCACAAGAAACUUCACCUCUUCACCGACAUGUGCUCCUCUUUGGACGUGCACGGCGUUAACAUGAGCAACAUGCGCAUACGCAGCGUGUGCGGCGACACAUACUGCACAAAGAGCGGGAGGAAGUUCAGUGGCCAAGUCCUGGAAAAGUUUAUGAUCAUCGACUGUGAGGAGGUCAUUGCCGGAUCCUACAGCUUCACAUGGUUGUCAGCCCAAGUCCACAACAACAUGGUGAUGCAUUUCUCGGGUCGCAUCACAGAGAGUUUCGACCGCGAAUUCCGCUGCUUGUACGCCGACUCUCAGAUCAUCGAGUGCUUCUACAGCGAGGACGACGAGGGUGUUCCGUACUUCCCGCUAUACCAAAUGCCCCUGAUGAUGACGGGCUUCACGCCGCUCAUCAAGGCCGAUCUGCUUUCAGACAGGCAGCGGCCCGGUUCCGACAACUCCAGCAGCCAAUCGGACUGCAGCCUGUCCAGCGUGAAGGCGGCGCCCGGCUUGAUCUCCAACCCUGUUUACAAGGUGACCCAAGGUCACGAUAAAGUUGACCCGCUGCCCUCUCACCUCAGUCUGGAGCGGCGCGGCGCUGAGCGGCGCGUCACCGAGCGGCGGCUUCAAAACCUGGUACCGCCUCACCCCUCCUCCAACGGGGCGGCCAAUCACAGUCCGCUCUUGGAGCGCCGGACUCCAGCCUACGGCCUGGAGCGGACCAAGAGCAACGCGGCCGAGAUCAUGUGGGCUCACCGGGUAGGCGCGCCCUCCAAGCUCCAGGCUCUGGGACUGUACGAGCACAAACUCAACCUGUUCCAUGCCACGCCGCCGCCACCUCGCCUCCACCGGAGCCACACGCCCCCGUUGCUGGUACCGGAAACCAAACUGGGCACCAAACACACAGGCGCAUCCAAUCAGCUCUUUCAUAAACUGUCGGACUUCUUCCUGCCGCUGUCGAGCAAAGACCACUUGGCCAGGUCGGCAUCUCCUAUCGGCACCGUGGCGUGGGGGGGGCCUGACCUCUCGCUCAACGAGCCCGAGAGCCAGCAGGCACCCCCGCCCCCACCCCCCUUGCUCCAGGUUCCAAGGCAAGACCAGAACCUAAUACAAGACAAGAGCACCAGAACAGAACAAAGCGCACAACAGGACAAAAUGACCAAGCAGGACCAAAUGACCAAGCAGGACCAAAUGACCAAACAGGACCAAGUGACCAAACAGGACCAAAUGACCAAGCAGGACCAAAUCACCAAGCAGGAACAAAUCACCAGGCAGGACCAGAAGCGCAUGACUCUGGGCCACAGCAAGCUGGAUCUGGUCAACCAGUACAACAAGAUGAAGACCAAGCAAGUUUACAGUCGCUUUGAGCUCAAGAGCUCCCAGUGACAUCCUGGGGUGAUCAACCUCGAGCGUCCUCAAGACACCCAAAUGCUCCGAACUUGUCUGGAAACCUAGGAGGACAACCCCCAAACAAAUUCCAUGUCAUUAAUUUGCGAAGAAUUCUCUAGGUUCUCCGAUGGUGUCGAUUACCCGGGAGGA